AUUGGAGGAGAGCUCGCACUCCCAGGAGGCCACGCGUAGGCGGGGCGCUUUACGCGGAAGUCAGCAGCGUCGGGUACUAUCCUCCCCUGGGAACCCGCACUUGGGGACCCGGCACUGACUCUCGACCCUCGGUCCACAGCCCACGCGCCUUUAGAGGGUACCUGGACAGAUUGAAGCCAUGGCCAUUCUUUUUGCUGUUGUUGCCAGGGGGACCACUAUCCUUGCCAAACAUGCCUGGUGUGGAGGAAACUUCCUGGAGGUGACAGAGCAGAUUCUGGCUAAGAUACCAUCUGAGAAUAACAAACUAACAUACUCCCAUGGCAAUUAUUUGUUUCAUUACAUCUGCCAAGACAGGAUUGUAUAUCUUUGUAUCACUGAUGAUGAUUUUGAACGUUCCCGAGCAUUUAAUUUUCUGAAUGAAAUAAAGAAGAGGUUCCAGACUACUUAUGGUUCAAGAGCACAGACAGCACUUCCAUAUGCCAUGAAUAGUGAGUUCUCAAGUGUCUUGGCAGCACAGCUGAAGCAUCACUCUGAGAAUAAGGGCCUAGACAAAGUGAUGGAGACUCAAGCCCAAGUGGAUGAACUGAAAGGAAUCAUGGUCAGAAACAUAGUUGCUGUGCUUUGGAUGUCAUUUCUAAGAAACUGUUGCCUAAGCGAAGAUCUGGUAGCUCAGCGGGGAGAAAGAUUGGAACUAUUGAUAGACAAAACAGAAAAUCUUGUGGAUUCGUCUGUCACCUUUAAAACUACCAGCAGAAAUCUUGCUCGAGCCAUGUGUAUGAAGAAUCUCAAGCUUACUAUCAUCAUCAUCAUCAUAUCAAUUGUGUUCAUCUAUAUUAUUGUGUCACCUCUCUGUGGCGGAUUUACAUGGCCAAGCUGUGUGAAGAAAUAAGCAAGAAAAAGUUAUCAUUAACCAAUGAUAUGAGAGAACAAGAAGUUAAAAGCAAUUUAUGUGACUCAAGUCUUUCAGUACUGACAGAUAGUGUCUGCCAGUCUCUUCAACUCUCUUCUCACUUUUUCUUUUUUUUAAAUCUUUUUCUAUGCCUACAGAUUUAUCUUUGUCCUAUCAACUUUUUAUUCCAGUGAAUGUCAGAUUGAACCAUUCGUUGUAACAGUAGCCUUAAAGGGGGCUUUUGUUUGGUUGGUUGGUUUGUUAAUUACUGUCUUUACUUGGAAAAACAUUUUUGUUUUUAAUUGUACAAAUCUGUCACCAAGGUGGAAACCACCAGUCUUUUGAGCUAUCUACUAAAACUAUGUAGGAACUUUGUAUGUGCACACAAAAGUAUUCAAGAGACAGAUAGCAUCGCUAACAUCUCAUCUUAAUGUCUUUUGUUAUUGAGGAGUUGUAGAUGCCUCAAAACAAUAGGAAUGGAGAAUAGUUGUUUAUUUUUGGAAUUGUAACUAAAUUGUUGCUGCUGCUUGACACUCAGACAGGUAAAUUAUGAAACAUUCUUAUUUCACUCAAAUGGGGGACAGUUUGGUAGCCCAUUAGAAGCACACAGAAUUAUCCUUGUCCUCCUAGUACUCACUUUUUGGACUAAAGUUGAGUGUGCUGAUCAUUCUCAAUACAGUAGAUAGUUUGAUAUCCUGUUUCCUCAUUAUAGUUGAUUUGAGAAGAUGGUUUAAGUAUUGUUGAAGUUUGAGGCUUUUUUAUGUAUUUCUUUUUCUUCUGUGGAUAUUUAGGAUAAUUGUGUUGUCAAUAGAAGAGGUGGAAGAGGUGGGGAGGCAAAUUUCUCUGACUCACCAAAGAGAAAGAAGGGUACCACAGUGGAUGUGCUACCGUUUUUAGCUGUACAAAGGGAGGUAAUGUGGAAAAAUGUUUCCAUUCUGGGAAAAGCACAAACUGAAUACAGUCAGCAGUCAACUCCAGAAUUUGGGUUUGACUUCUGUUAAACAAUAGUUUGAGCACCCUUUGUGGUUUAAUAAAUUCUUUAAUAGGCCUGGUCUUGAAGAAUUCUUUUGUGAAACUUGAAAGAGAAUAGACAGUAUGAUUUAUAGAAACAAUAUAAAAUAAUUUAGCAUCCAUUUAACUGCAGUGUAAGAAAACUGGAUUCUAGUCAUACUAUUUCAGCUAUUCUGGCAUCUGUUAUCUAAUAUGUACUUUUGGUGUGUAUCUGAAAGGCUGCACUUGAUUUAAUUGUUUGUCAGUAAGAGCCAUUAAGAGGAAAUAAUGUUACAUUUUACUUUUUCCCAGUGAAAGAACAAUUAGUCUAUAGAAUCUAGCCACCUGUUUACCUUAGUCAUGUGCCUUGAAUAUAUGUAUCCCAUAAUCUGACCCACAGUACCUAUUAUUCCAUCUAAGUCUUUCAAUUCAUGCUACCUGAUUGAUUUAUUUGACAUGUAUCUUAGGCACACUGGAAUUCUUUUCUUAUUGAUGAUGCAUAGCACAAACAUUUUUUUUCAGUCUUCUUUAUCAACACUAAUGUCUUUUAAUUACAUUAACAUUUGCUUUCGAGGAAAUACAUUUGUUCCAGAAAAACAUUUGGCCUUCCUGAAUAAUAAUUUCCAAAUGUUUUUAACCCAAAGAGAAAAGCUUAAAGCUUAUUUCCCUUUCUUAUACACACCUGUAUAAAAAUGAUGUGCAUGUUUUAGGGGUCAAUUACUUAACUGUUCCUUGGUUUAUUUAUGUUAUAAGAAUGCUUUUUAAAGCACAUGUCUCAUUUUACAGGAUGCACAAACUGAAGACAUUAAUAAAAUUUAAGAAAUACAAUGA
Nycticebus coucang (slow loris) is the source of this 2710-nucleotide messenger RNA. It is a transcript of the gene VAMP7, whose product is annotated as vesicle associated membrane protein 7. Gene Ontology annotation, molecular function: SNARE binding; SNAP receptor activity. Bases 179 to 889 code for a protein of 236 amino acids. The transcript has 9 exons. Gene Ontology annotation, biological process: vesicle fusion; exocytosis. NCBI's taxonomy places the organism in Eukaryota, Metazoa, Chordata, Mammalia, Primates, Lorisidae. Gene Ontology annotation, cellular component: SNARE complex; membrane. The record is from RefSeq and is a predicted model, not a curated record.